Maudiozyma barnettii is the source of this 1311-nucleotide messenger RNA. It is a transcript of the gene CDS1, whose product is annotated as phosphatidate cytidylyltransferase. Gene Ontology annotation, molecular function: phosphatidate cytidylyltransferase activity. Gene Ontology annotation, cellular component: endoplasmic reticulum membrane. The coding region runs from base 1 to 1311 and encodes 436 amino acids. NCBI's taxonomy places the organism in Eukaryota, Fungi, Ascomycota, Saccharomycetes, Saccharomycetales, Saccharomycetaceae. The transcript has a single exon. The record is from RefSeq and is a predicted model, not a curated record.
AUGGCCAAAUCAUCUAUUGCAAAAAGAGGAAAGGGUUCCAAGAGAUCCUCUCCUAAACCAACUAAUAAUCUGGUUGGUUCUGUUGCUACCAAUGGGGAAAAACCAAAAACUGAAAGUAGAAAGUAUAAUUUUAUUAUUAGAACCAUAUGGACAUUUGUCAUGAUUAGUGGGUUUUUCAUAACUUUAGCAUCUGGUCACAUUUGGUGUGUUGCCCUAGUAUUAUUAUGUCAAAUCACCGCAUUCAAAGAAUGUAUUGCUUUGACAAGUAUAUCCAGCCGUGAAAAGAAUUUACCUUUAACAAAGACUUUAAAUUGGUAUUUCUUGUUCACCACCCUGUAUUACUUAUCAGGUAAACAUUUAUUCACUUUUUUCCAAACUGCUGUCUUUGAAAACAAAAUAUUGACAUGGAUGGCAUUGAACCAUAAGUUUGUUUGCUACUGUCUAUACGUUUUAGGUUUUGUCCUAUUUGUUUGUAGUUUAAGAAAGGGUUUCUUAAAGUUUCAAUUUGCCUCCCUAUGUGCUACACAUAUGGCAUUAUUAUUCAUUGUGUUUCAAGGUAAUUUAAUUACUAAGAAUAUUUUAAACGGUCUAUUCUGGUUCUUAGUACCAUGUGGUCUAGUCAUUGUCAAUGACAUUUUUGCUUAUUUAUGUGGUAUUACUUUUGGUAAGACUAAGCUGAUUGAAAUUUCACCAAAGAAAACUUUAGAAGGUUUCAUGGGAGCUUGGUUUUUCACUGCCAUUUCAAGUGUCAUCUUUACUAGAUUAUUGUCACCUUACAUGUAUAUGACAUGUCCAGUGCAAGACAUUCAUGCAAACUUUUUGUCUAAUGUCACUUGUGAAUUGAAUCCGAUCUUUUUACCUCAAAUCUACAGAGCUCCACCUAUUAUUUUUGAAAAAUUUGGUAUUUCAUCUAUUACAAUCAAACCAGUUUAUUUCCAUGCUUUGAAUUUGGCUACAUUUGCUUCAUUGUUUGCUCCAUUCGGUGGUUUCUUUGCUUCAGGUAUAAAGAGAACUUUCAAAGUCAAAGAUUUUGGCCAUUCUAUCCCAGGUCAUGGUGGUAUCACUGACAGAAUUGAUUGCCAAUUCCUAAUGGGCUCCUUUGCAAACCUUUAUUAUGAAACUUUCAUCUCAGAACAUAGAAUUACUGUUGAAACUGUCUUGUCAACCAUUUUAAUGAACUUGGAUGACAAAGAUAUCUUAGAAUUGAUCACUACUUUGAUUGAUGUUUUGUUUAAGAAAGGUGUGUUGAGCAAAAAGCAACACAAGAAAGUGGUUCAAGUCUUUGCAGAAGUUAUCAAAGCUCUAAAUUAA